Molecule: messenger RNA, 861 nt
Organism: Orycteropus afer afer
Lineage: Eukaryota; Metazoa; Chordata; Mammalia; Tubulidentata; Orycteropodidae
Gene: STX2
Product: syntaxin 2
Exons: 11
Coding region: 1-861 (286 amino acids)
Biological process (GO): exocytosis; synaptic vesicle fusion to presynaptic active zone membrane; intracellular protein transport
Cellular component (GO): plasma membrane; SNARE complex; synaptic vesicle
Molecular function (GO): SNARE binding; SNAP receptor activity
Source: RefSeq, a predicted model, not a curated record
AUGAAGAAAAAUGCCAGAUGGACUUGUCGGAGAAGCGAUGAUGGAGACACAGCUGUUGUGGUUGAAAAGGACCAUUUCAUGGACGAGUUCUUCCAUCAGGUUGAGGAGAUUAGAAACAGUAUAGCCAAGAUUGCUCAGUACGUCGAAGAAGUGAAGAAAAACCACAGCAUCAUUCUUUCUGCACCAAAUCCAGAAGGAAAAAUAAAAGAAGAGCUUGAAGACGUAAACAAGGAAGUCAAGAGAACGGCUCAUAAGGUCCGAGUCAAGUUAAAGGCCAUCGAACAGAGUUUUGAUCAGGAUGAGAGUGGUAACCGGACAUCUGUGGAUCUUCGCAUACGACGGACCCAGCAUUCGGUGCUCUCACGGAAGUUUGUGGACGUCAUGACAGAAUACAAUGAGGCACAGACUCUGUUUCGGGAGCGAAGCAAAGGGCGCAUACAGCGUCAGCUGGAGAUAACCGGCAGAGCCACCACCGAUGAUGAGCUCGAGGACAUGCUGGAGAGCGGGAACCCUUCCAUCUUCACCUCCGACAUUAUAUCAGAUUCACAGAUCACAAGACAAGCUCUCAAUGAAAUUGAGUCGCGUCACAAGGAUAUCAUGAAACUGGAGACCAGCAUACGGGAGCUGCAUGAGAUGUUUAUGGACAUGGCCAUGUUUGUCGAAACUCAGGGUGAAAUGAUCAACAACAUAGAAAAAAACGUUAUGAAUGCCACAGACUACGUAGAACAUGCUAAAGAAGAAACAAAAAAAGCUAUUAAAUACCAGAGCAAAGCAAGACGGAAAAAGUGGAUCAUUGUUGCUGUGUCAGUGGUUCUGGUGGCCAUAAUUGCUCUAAUUAUCGGUUUGUCAGUUGGCAAAUGA